Molecule: messenger RNA, 2432 nt
Organism: Vitis vinifera (wine grape)
Lineage: Eukaryota; Viridiplantae; Streptophyta; Magnoliopsida; Vitales; Vitaceae
Product: pentatricopeptide repeat-containing protein At1g74900, mitochondrial
Exons: 1
Coding region: 228-1706 (492 amino acids)
Molecular function (GO): protein binding
Source: RefSeq, a predicted model, not a curated record
UGUUCAUAAAAUGUGAAAGGAUUAGAUUUAUAAAUUGCGGAUUAUUUUAUUCUUUUAAUCAAAUAAUUCUAAUUAUUAUUAGUAGCUGAAAGUUGUUUUUAUUUAACGAGUAUUAUUUAAAUCUUUGUAAUUAAAUAUUUAAAUUUUUUUUUGUGUGGUAAUAAUGUAAUAUACAUAUGAAAUUUUUUUCUCAGCUUCGAAGCGCAUGAGGCUCAAUGUGAUCGGGGAUGUUGAUACUGGCAAACAGACUUUCGUCUCUACGCCCAACAGAACCCCUUCUAAAACCCAUAUCCUACAACUACAAUCUCACAACCACCACAUCACCACCGUCGCCGCCGCAAGACGCCACCAUCGUCAACCUUGUGCUGAAAACUGACUCACAGACCCUGACGCGAACCCUAGAAAAAUACCCAGUCGAAUGGACCCCAAACCUCGUCGACAGAGUCCUCAAGCUCCUCUGGAACCACGGCCCCAAAGCCCUCCAAUUCUUCAAGUCCCUCGAUUAUCACCCUACCUAUGCACACGUCUCCUCCUCCUUCGACCACGCCAUCGACAUCGCUGGCCGUUUGCGCGAUUACAAGACUCUCUGGACCCUCGUCGACCGUAUGCGGACUCGUCGGCUCGGCCCCAAUCCCAAAACCUUUGCAAUAAUCACUGAGAGGUACGUCUCCGCCGGAAAACCGGAUAGGGCUAUUAAGAUAUUCUUCUCGAUGCAUGAACAUGGUUGUGUUCAAGAUUUGAAUUCGUUCAAUACAAUUCUCGAUGUGUUAUGCAAAUCAAAGCGGGUGGAAAUGGCUGAUAAUAAAUUGUUUAAGGUUUUCAGGGGUAGGUUUAGGGCUGAUACUGUUAGCUAUAACAUAAUGGCAAAUGGGUGGUGUUUGAUUAAGCGAACCCCCAAGGCAUUAGAGGUUUUGAAGGAAAUGGUGAAGAGGGGGUUGAAUCCCACCAUGACAACGUAUAAUAUAUUGCUUAAAGGGUUCUUUAGGGCUGGUCAGUUGAAGGAAGCUUGGGAGUUCUUCUUGCAGAUGAAGAAGAGAAAAUGUGAAAUUGAUGUUGUCACUUACACUACUGUGGUUCAUGGAUUUGGAGUUGCUGGUGAGGUUCGAAAAGCUCAAAGGGUUUUUAAUGAGAUGAUUGGGGAGGGGGUACUCCCAUCGGUUGCAACUUAUAAUGCCUUUAUUCAAGUGUUGUGUAAGAAAGAUAAUGUGGAAAAUGCAAUAUCGGUUUUUGAGGAGAUGUUGAGGAAGGGUUACAUGCCCAAUUCAACCACUUACAAUGUAGUGAUUAGAGGGUUGUGUCAUGUGGGGAGAAUGGAAAAGGCAAUGGAGUUUAUGGCCAGAAUGAAGGAUGAUGAGUGUGAGCCGAAUGUUCAGAUAUAUAAUGUUGUCAUUCGUUAUUUUUGUGAUGCAGAAGAAAUUGAGAAGGGUUUGAAUGUUUUUGAGAAGAUGGGGGAUGCAGAUUGCUUGCCCAAUUUGGAUACAUACAAUAUUUUGAUUAGCGCAAUGUUUGUGAGGAAGAAAUCAGACUAUUUGUUGACAGCAGGAAAGUUAUUGAUUGAGAUGGUUGAGAGAGGGUUUCUGCCUCGAAAAUUUACUUUCAAUCGGGUUCUGGAUGGGCUUUUGCUGACAGGCAAUCAAGAUUUUGCAAAAGAAAUUCUGAGAUUGCAGAGCAGAUGUGGCCGUCUUCCUCGUCGGCUCAAGCUGUGAAGCUGAGCAGCAUUCAGAUUGGUUCAUAAACAACAGGGAUUUUAUCCCCAAUGCACCUUCCUUGGCCAAUCCCCUGAUGUGAUAGUAAGUUCAUUCCUCUGCACAAUUGUGAGCCCAUUAUCAUUUGAAGGUGUUUCUACUCUUAUUGAAGCUGCCAUGUUUUAUCCGGUUUCGAAGAUUUUCAUGUCUGAUGGCUGUGACCACAUUUUGAACUCUAUGAAACUCUCUGAUGGUCUAAUGGUAUAUUGAGGAUGAGCUGCUACAUUGAUAUUGGAUGAAUAUUGUCAAUUGAUGCACAACUUGGCUUGGCUUCUAAAGGUUACUCUAUUGCUAGUGCUUCACAAAAUAGGACUUUUAUUAUGCAAGAUGUGGACAAGAAAGGUUAUGAAUGGGACGGUUCAAUCUUCGGAAUCUUGAGACCCUGGGAUGGAAGCAUUCAUCUCUGCUGACAGGAAAAAGAAACAAGGUGGUUUUAGCUCUUGAGAAGAAAAAAGACAGCUACUGAAGUGAACAGUUAAUCAAUAGAUGGUUUGAUACUUAAAUAACUAUCAAUUCUCAUAAUAGCUUAUUCUUAUAUUAACAGUUGAUCAACAGAAGGUUUGGUACUUAAUUAACUACCAAUUUUCUGCGAUAGAUUAUGCUUUGUAUCACCUUAUUUGACUGUUGAAUUUACCAUAUCGAGACCGACAAAUAAGAAGGUUAAUAAACUAUGCAUUUUUUACCUCC